This is a messenger RNA of Vigna radiata var. radiata (mung bean), 1569 nucleotides long. RefSeq names its product cytochrome P450 82C4-like. Gene Ontology annotation, biological process: defense response to other organism. The coding region runs from base 38 to 1564 and encodes 508 amino acids. Lineage: Eukaryota; Viridiplantae; Streptophyta; Magnoliopsida; Fabales; Fabaceae. Gene Ontology annotation, molecular function: monooxygenase activity; oxidoreductase activity, acting on paired donors, with incorporation or reduction of molecular oxygen; iron ion binding. The record is from RefSeq and is a predicted model, not a curated record. The transcript is spliced from 2 exons.
CUCCUUGCAAUUAACUAUUGUAGCCAUUUUGGUAGCCAUGUCAGCCUUUCUCUGGCAUGCUUUUCUCGGGAAGAAGAGAAACAAUAGCAAAGAAGCUCCUGUCCCAGUUGGUGCAUGGCCACUCAUUGGUCACCUACACCUUCUGGGUGGCCAUGACCAACUUCUCUACCGAACACUAGGAACAAUGGCUGAUCAAUAUGGACCAGCGUUUAACAUCUGGCUCGGUAGUCGCAGAGCAUUUGUAGUUAGCAGCUGGGAAAUGGCUAAAGAAUGUUUCACAACCAAUGACAAGGCACUUGCCUCACGCCCCACAACCGUUGCCGCAAAGAUUAUGGGAUACAACUACGCAGUGUUUGGUUUUGCCCCUUAUAGUCCCUUUUGGCGUGAGAUGAGAAAGAUUGCAACUCUUGAACUUCUUUCCAACCGCAGGCUCGAAAUGCUGAAGCAUGUCAGAGUGUCGGAACUCGGCAUGGGCAUAAGGGAUUUAUACAACUCUUGGGUCCAGAACAGGUCUCGGCCUGUGCUUGUGGAACUGAGCCGAUGGUUGGAGGAUUUGACUCUGAACAUGGUGGUUAGAAUGGUGGCUGGGAAACGCUACUUCGGUGCCUCUGCAACGUGUGAUGAUGAUGAAGCAAGGCGGUGCCAGAAGGCUAUUAAUCAGUUCUUUCAUCUCAUUGGGAUUUUUGUGGUUUCAGAUGCGCUCCCGUUUCUGCGUUGGUUUGAUGUGCAGGGGCACGAGAGGGCAAUGAAGAAAACUGCCAUGGAGUUGGAUGCCAUACUUGAAGGGUGGCUACACGAGCAUCGUAUGCAAAGAGUUGAUGGUGAAGUUAAACCAGAGGGCGAACUUGAUUUCAUAGAUGUCAUGUUGUCUCUUCAGAAGACUGGUCACCUAUCAAAUUUCCAAUAUGAUUCCGACACCAGCAUCAAAUCCACAUGUCUCGCUAUUAUACUUGGUGGCAGUGAUACCUCAGCCGGAACACUUACUUGGGCCAUCUCAUUACUCCUGAACAAUCGGCAAGCAUUGAAAAAGGCCCAAGAAGAAUUGGACCUGAAUGUUGGCAUGGGUAGGCAAGUUGAGGAGUCAGACAUCAGAAACCUUGCAUAUCUUCAAGCCAUUAUCAAGGAAACCUUGCGGCUAUACCCAGCUGGGCCUCUCCUAGGACCAAGGGAAGCCCAAGAAGAUUGCAAUGUGGGUGGUUAUGAUGUCCCUGCUGGAACACGGUUGGUGGUUAACCUGUGGAAGAUUCAUAGGGAUCCAAGGGUGUGGGAAGAGCCUUCUGCUUUCAGACCAGAGAGGUUUCUGACAAGUGAUGGUGUUGAUGUUCGAGGCCAAAACUUUGAACUCAUUCCCUUUGGGUCUGGUAGAAGGUCUUGUCCUGGCAUGUCUUUUGCACUCCAAGUUCUUCACCUGACAUUGGCUCGUCUGCUUCAUGCAUUUGAAUUUGCAACUCCAUCAGAUGAACCAGUUGACAUGACGGAGAGUCCUGGUUUAACAAUUCCUAAGGCAACUCCCUUGGAGCUUCUUCUCUCUCCUCGCCUUCCACCCCAAUUAUAUGCCUACUAAAUUAA